Molecule: messenger RNA, 2305 nt
Organism: Propithecus coquereli (Coquerel's sifaka)
Lineage: Eukaryota; Metazoa; Chordata; Mammalia; Primates; Indriidae
Gene: KRT3
Product: keratin 3, type II
Exons: 10
Coding region: 76-1983 (635 amino acids)
Biological process (GO): keratinization; intermediate filament organization
Cellular component (GO): keratin filament
Molecular function (GO): structural constituent of skin epidermis
Source: RefSeq, a predicted model, not a curated record
UUCCCUUCCCUCUUCCUCUGACUCUCGGUGUCCCUGCUUAUCUCUCACACAUUUGUCUUCACUGAGCUCCUCACCAUGAACAGACAAGUCUGCAGGACAUCUGGUGGCGGGAGCCAGGGCUUCUCCGGCCGCUCCGCUGUGGUCUCUGGCAGCAGCAGGAUGAGCUGUGUGGCCCGCUCUGGGGGAGCUGGCGGAGGGGUCUCUGGGUUCCGGAGUGGAGCAGGUGGCUUUGGCAGUCGCAGCCUCUACAACCUGGGAGGCAACAAGAGCAUCUCCAUCAGUGUGGCAGGUGGUGGCUCCCGGGCUGGUGGCUUUGGUGGAGGGCGUAGCAGCUGUGGCUUUGGGGGCAGUUGUGGAAGUGGCUUUGGGGGAGGUUAUGGAGGUGGCUUUGGUGGUGGCUUUGGUGGUGGUAGGGGAAUGGGAGGUGGCUUUGGGGGAGCUGGUGGCUUUGGAGGGGCUGGUGGCUUUGGAGGAGCUGGUGGCUUAGGAGGAGCUGGUGGUUUUGGUGGUCCUGGUGGCUUUGGUGGUCCUGGUGGCUUUGGUGUGCCAGGUGGCUUUGGUGGGCCUGGUGGCUUCCCUGGGGGGAUCCAGGAAGUGACUGUCAACCAGAGCCUCCUGCAGCCCCUCAAUGUGGAGAUCGACCCCCAGAUUGGGCAAGUAAAGGCCCAGGAGCGGGAGCAGAUCAAGACCCUCAACAACAAGUUUGCCUCUUUCAUCGACAAGGUGCGCUUCCUGGAGCAACAGAACAAAGUCCUGGAGACCAAGUGGAACCUGCUCCAGCAGCAGGGCACAAAUUCCAUCACAGGAACCAACAACCUUGAGCCUCUUUUUGAGAACCGCAUCAACUACCUGCGGAGCUACCUAGAAAGCAUCCUGGGGGAGAGAGGCCGCCUGGACUCAGAGCUGAGGAACAUGCAGGACCUGGUGGAGGACUUCAAGAAGAAAUAUGAGGAUGAAAUCAAUAAACGUACAGCUGCUGAGAAUGAAUUUGUGACCCUGAAGAAGGAUGUGGAUGCCGCGUAUAUGAACAAGGUGGAGCUUCAGGCCAAGGUGGAUGACCUGAUGGAGGAGAUCAACUUCUUGAGGACCCUCUAUGAUGCGGAGCUGUCCCAGAUGCAGAGCCAUGUCAGUGACACAUCCGUGGUGCUGUCCAUGGAUAACAACCGCUGCCUGGACCUGGACAGCAUCAUAGCUGACGUCCGUGCCCAGUAUGAGGACAUUGCCCAGAGGAGCAAGGCUGAGGCUGAGGCCCUGUACCAGACCAAGUUAGGAGAGCUACAGACCACGGCUGGCAGACACGGGGAUGACCUAAGGAGCACCAAGAGUGAGAUUGUGGAGCUCAACAGGAUGAUCCAGAGGCUGCGUGCAGAGAUUGAGAACAUCAAGAAGCAGAAUGCCAACUUGCAGACAGCCAUUGCAGAAGCUGAGCAGCGUGGGGAGAUGGCCCUCAAGGAUGCCAACACCAAGCUCCAAGAGCUGCAGGCUGCCCUACAGCAGGCCAAGGAUGACCUGGCCCGGCUGCUGCGUGACUACCAGGAACUGAUGAACGUCAAGCUGGCCCUGGACGUGGAGAUCGCCACCUACCGCAAGCUGCUGGAGGGUGAGGAGUACAGGAUGUCUGGAGAGUGCCCGAGUGCUGUCAGCAUCUCCGUGGUCAGCAACAGCAGCACGACUUCCGCCUCGGCAGGUGGUUUCGGAGGAGGCUACGGUGGCGGCUUGGGAGGCGGCGCAGGCAGCGGGUUCGGCCCGGGCGGCGGCAGCGGCAGCCGGUUCGGCAGCGGCGGCGGGUUCGGCGGCGGCGGUGGGUUCGGCAGCGGCAGCGGGCUCGGCAGCGGCGGCGGCGGUGGGUUCGGCAGCUGCGGCAGCGGCUUUGGCUCCGGCUCCGGGGGUCGCUGUGGAGUCAGUGGCGGAGGCUUCAGCUCCGGCAGCAACCGGGGCGGCAGCGUCACGUUCUCCCAGUCCUCCCAGCGCUGCUCCAGAUAAAGAAGGCGCCUCAGCACCGCAGCCAGCCCAGCGCCUGCCGCCCCGUCGCUCCCCGCCAUCGGCAACACCCCAGCGCCAUGCCCCUGUCCCCCAAGGGAGCGGCUCUUUGUCGCUGGAAAGCUAGGGGCCUCUUGCUCCUCCAUCCAGAUCCCCCGCCAAGCCCAAACACGAGAAUUUCACACUCUUCCUUGCGGCUCCAGCCUGUGCCUGUGAUUGUCUGGGUGUGGCCCCAGCCACCACCUUCUGCUGCCCUUGGGGUCCCCUGCCUGGGUGGGGUGGUCAGCAUGGCUCUGAUGUAUUUAACACGCAGUCCCCUCUGCCC